This is a messenger RNA of Salvia hispanica, 1569 nucleotides long. Its product is annotated as beta-1,3-galactosyltransferase 7-like. NCBI's taxonomy places the organism in Eukaryota, Viridiplantae, Streptophyta, Magnoliopsida, Lamiales, Lamiaceae. Gene Ontology annotation, cellular component: Golgi membrane. The record is from RefSeq and is a predicted model, not a curated record. Gene Ontology annotation, molecular function: beta-1,3-galactosyltransferase activity.
CCCUCUCUCUCUCUCUCUCCCUCUCUCCCUCUCUCCCUCAUACACACAAUAUAUAUACAAAUAUACAUAUACAUGAUUCAGCAAAAAUAUGCCUCACCCCAUUUUCUCAGACUCGCAAACGCAGUAAACAAAAACACAGAAUUGCAGAGCCAUGACGAAGAGCAAAACCAGUGUACAGAUUCCGGCAAGAUGGAUUCCCAUCUUCUCCAUUUCCUUCUUCCUCCUCGGAAUCAGCUUCACAAGCAAAUUCUGGGUUCCAUUGGAAUCCAACAACCAGUUAAUAACUCAGAAAAGAAGAGACCAAGAGCUGCAGAUCGUAUCCGACGACUGCAAUGCUAGAAAAAAGAACGGAGGAGGAUAUCAGGGCUUGAAUGUCAUGAAUGAGGUGUCCAAAACCCAUGAAGCAGUUUUGUCAUUGGACAAGUCGAUUUCAAUGCUACAGAUGGAAUUGUCUGCAUCAAGGAGAGGUGAGGGUAGGGGAGCUACUGAAGGGAGGAAGAAGGCAUUUGUGGUGAUUGGUAUAAACACAGCCUUUAGUAGUCGAAAGAGGCGUGAUUCUGUCAGAGAGACUUGGAUGCCUCAAGGCGAGAAGCAUCGCAAGUUGGAGCAAGAGAAGGGGAUCGUUGUGAGGUUCAUGAUCGGACAUAGUGCCACAUCGAACAGUAUAUUGGAUAGAGCUCUUGACUCCGAAGAAUCUCAACACAAGGACUUUCUCCGGCUGGAUCAUGUUGAAGGGUAUCACGAGCUCUCAGCCAAAACAAAGACAUUCUUCGCCACUGCUGUUGCAAAGUGGGAUGCUGAUUUUUAUGUCAAGGUUGAUGACGACGUCCAUGUUAAUUUAGGUACGUUAGCUGCGACUCUUGCACACCACCGCUCAAAACCAAGAGCUUACAUCGGGUGCAUGAAGUCGGGACCAGUUCUAGCACAAAAAAAUGUUAAAUACCACGAGCCGGAGUACUGGAAAUUCGGAGAGGAAGGGAAUAAAUAUUUCCGGCAUGCAACGGGGCAGAUCUAUGCUAUUUCAAAGGAUUUAGCCACCUACAUUUCCAUCAACCAGCCCAUUUUGCACAAGUACGCGAACGAAGAUGUGUCCCUCGGUGCAUGGUUCAUCGGUCUUGAAGUCGAGCACAUUGAUGAGCGCAGCAUGUGCUGUGGUACUCCGCCAGAUUGCGAGUGGAAGGCGCAGGCAGGCAAUGUGUGCGCUGCCUCGUUCGACUGGAGCUGCAGCGGGAUCUGCAAAUCAGUCGAGAAGUUGAAGGCGGUACACGAGCAAUGUGGAGAGGGAGAGGAGGCUCUCUGGAAUGCUCUGUUUUAAGCUACAGCCUACAAGUAUACAGUAAUACAGCUGCUGAUUAACAUAAAAGCAUAUGAAAGCAGGAUUGAGAUUGACCAGAGAUUAUUAAUGAUUAUUAGGUUGAAAUCAUUUGGCUGCUGUUAAUAUGAUUAAGAAGAGAGAAAUGUAACACUUAUAGGCUUGUGAUUUUUUUGUCUUUCUUUUUACAUUUCUAGGUUUGUAUUUUUAUAUUUAUUUUUUUGAUAAAAGUAAUUUAUAGAAUGUAGUUUUGGUAA